Molecule: messenger RNA, 3519 nt
Organism: Monodelphis domestica (gray short-tailed opossum)
Lineage: Eukaryota; Metazoa; Chordata; Mammalia; Didelphimorphia; Didelphidae
Source: RefSeq, a predicted model, not a curated record
AUGAAGAUCGCUGAAGCAGGCACUUUGGAGGGCUCAGAGCUUGGCUGGGUUAGAGUUCCUAUAAACAAUUUCAGGUUUGUUUUGUGUGUGUGCGUGUAUGUGUGUUUUUAUUCAGAUACUCAACUCACAAAUGAAAAGCAUUCGGAUGAGAAAUCUGUUAAGGGCAUCGUUAUAAAUUCAGUAUCCGAAUUCAAUAUUGCCGACGCACCAUCCAAGGAAGCCCCCAAUGAGAAAAAACUGUCAGCAUCGAGCACAUCGCUAUCUUCUCUUGAGGAGUGCCAAGCUAAAUUCUCAUACCUCCAAAACGAUUCAUCAGUUCAUCAGAGAGACAAUGAUGAUGAAUGUGCCUCUCUUAUCCUCACCUGUCUCUUUUGCCAGUUUUUGGAUUGUCUUCUAAUGCUGCCUGAUACUUGCGAAACUGUGUGCAUAAAUACGUGCUGCCCAUCACAUCGAUAUCAUCAUGCCUCUGAUGAGAAUCACCCCAGAAACGACUGCAAUUGCAAUUGUGAUGUUGACUGUAGCCUGUUUGAAUCUUGCCACGAGACAAGCGAAUGCUUAGAGCUGGCCAUGGAGAUCUCAGAAAUCUGUUACCGCUAAACAUAAAAAAACCAGAUCCCCUAAAAACUCCGAUUUCCUAGAAAUGUCCCAUAUGACCAGGAUGUGAGGUCUAUUUGUGGCAAACAUCUUGGACUCUGUAUAGCGCAUUAUCUUGCCUCCAUUUGGGAAGAAUUGCAUUCUGCACGAAAGGUCCUCGUUUGCAAUUUGACAACUGCACGACACUGACAAAUACAAUCUUUAAUCAUAGAUGAGACUCAAAUCCAAAACAACCAACACAAAAUGUUUUCACUGAAUUCCGGCUUCCCAGCUGGCAUGCUAAUCCCCUCUUUCUGUGACUACAUUCACCGGCUCACACCACGGAUUCAGCCCUAUUCCCAAAUUCAGGGCAAACUGGGGCACUCUUUUAGGACUGACAUCCAUACAUUAGCUCCUCUUCUUAAUAGACUCAUACAUAAACAUCAUGCUUUGUUGGUUACUAUUAAUAAUGGAUGAUAGAACAUCAUUUCAUAAUUAAAAAUUUAUUUAUACAAUCCCUUAAAACUCCCUUAUAUGUUCAGUUUAGGUAGAAAAGGGAAUUAAAUGAUUAGGAACCAUGUUGCUGUAAUUACAGACGAUGUCUCUGAAACAUCUCUGGUGGAUUUGAAGUCUGACGUGCUUCAGCGGAGUGCUGUAAUUCUAGACCAUAUUAAUCUGUGUCUAUGAUUAUGCCAUAACAGGUUAUGUCUAUUUUUAAUUUGUUACAGGAAGGUUCUCCUUCGUUCUAAUGAGCAUUAAUGGGAACUGUGUGCAUGUUUCAGGAGGAGAAUGACCUCGCUUAAUCAAUUGCUUCUUUUCCUGAUUUCUGCUCGGAGGGUAAACAGGGGAUUGCAGAAGAAACUUCUUUUUUCCUGACCUGAAUUUCCACAAGCACUAAAAAGACAUGAAAAUACAGCUGUCCGUUUCGCAUGGAAUUCUCAGUGCGGAAUGUCAUUCGGAUACUAUGGACAGUUUUCCCCUUCCUGAUAAAGUUUGUAGUUAUUAAUAUUAAUAAAAAUUUUGACAAACAUAAUAUACUCUUAUGAUAACAAAGAACAUGAUACGAAAUAGAAAAUGGUUUCUUAGCUCAAAUCAGGGAAAUGAAAACAGACAAUUUCCUUUGAAAAUAUUUCUUGGUUAGAGUUAUUUGGAAAGUACCUUCAUUUCAGGAGACUCCAUUCUGUUGCCUUAAGCAAACAAUGUUGACAAAUUUGUUCUCAUGCUUUUUUUCCACCUGCCCUGCCAUUACUGCCCCUCUUCUUACCAAGAACAGUGAUGCUCCAGGCUCAGAUCUCCAGAGAAUCUGCCCACAUGCCCCAUUCUCUGUGCCUUUCCCCUCCCUCCCUGAUCAAUUUUGGCACUCUGCCCUGGGCCUGGGUGCUUCUGAUUAGUGGUUGAGUCAAUGAAAAUUCACUUUAAUCCACUCUAUCUAGUUAGACUCAAAUCCUUCUGAAGCUGUCUACUAGGACACCAAGGCCUGUUUAGCAGAGAUACCUUGACAUCUGCCCAGCAUAUGGCUUCCAACCUUCCCCAUGUCUUCCACUUCUUGAUACUGCUCUAAGAAUUACAAUUAAAUAUCCAUUGCUACUGAGCAAAGUGUAACAGUUUAUGGCUCCAUUCAUAAAACCUCUCCCUUGUCUAAACCCAAACUCCUUUCCCUAGCAAAUCCCUCCUUUACAUGUUAUGUCCUCCUAUUAGAAUGUAAGCCUCUUGAGGGCAGGAAUUGUCUUUAUUUUCCAUAAUUGUAUCCCCAUCAUUUAGCGCAGUGCCUGGCUUAUAGAAGGCAUUUCUUGAAUGUUCAUUAGCUAACUUAAUGAUGGGAAGACAACUAAUUAAUAAACUAUGUUUCCCAACUGCCAAUAAUUUUACACAAACAUCUAGAAACUAUCAGUCAUUGGUCCCAUCUUUCAUAUUCUCAAAAAGAUUUUGAGAAGCCUCUUCCAAAUAAUAAAUAUAACAACAAUAGCCUUAAAAAGCUAAAGAAUAGUUCAAUUAUAUCAGGUCCUCUUCUCCCAGUUGGAGUCAGUUGGCCCAAUAUUUGAGCGAAGUUUUCUUAUUCAUUUCAGCUCUGACUCAUAAGAUAAUGGGCUUAUCAUUAGAAAGGAUCUCAAAAUAUCUAAUCCAUCUCGUACAAGCCCUUCUGUAGUCAAAUGUCAAUAAAUAUUUAUUAAGCACCUUCUUUGUGCCAGGCACUGUGCUAAGUCCUAGAGAUACAGAUGCAAAAAAAAAAAAAAGCCCCUGCCUUCAAGGAGCUUACACUCUAACAUGGAAAGACAAGACACAAAAUGAGGGGAAUAUAGUAGGGGGGGAAAGGUUUUUAAAAGUCCCAAAUCACUUUAUAGAAAAGUAAAGUAAGGCUCAGGGGGGAUGAGUGACUUGUCCAAAGUCACACAUGUAGUAACUGUCAGAGUAGAGUUUGAACCCAGGUCCUCUGACUCCAGUUAGUAAUGCUGUUACUGUUGGGUUGUUUUUUUUUUUCCUCCUCCACUCUAUCAUAUGACCCAUCUGUGCUGAGUCAUAUCUGGUAAACCCAGGAAGGGAGGGAAAUACAAAGAAAAAUCUUAGAUGGGGAAAGGGAAGAAGAGUUGGACAUGGUGGCUAAUGAGCUGAAAAUGCCAGAAUCUGGAUGCAUCUUUGGGGAAUUUUUUGCAGCAAUGGAAUAUCUUCUUUAUGAAUGUAAAGAAUGUGACAGUCAUAGAGGAAGAGCAUCCUGGGGAUGUACAAACAUGUGCUUUUCCAUACACACACACACAUUCCAAAAGUGAUUUGAGAACAUGCAACUCUUUUAGAGAAUCGGGAACCGCGAUGUUCCCACAGCAAUAUAACCUCCCAGUCCCGUUCUCACGGCUUGGUUCCUCAAGUUUUAUGAAAACCACCACAUCUGUGUGAGGUGACAAAAUAUGGAAAGCCCAGCAAAAUAAAAUUACAUUUAACUCGUUAUUGAAA